This is a messenger RNA of Cydia pomonella (codling moth), 566 nucleotides long. RefSeq lists its product as uncharacterized. Bases 239 to 550 code for a protein of 103 amino acids. Lineage: Eukaryota; Metazoa; Arthropoda; Insecta; Lepidoptera; Tortricidae. The record is from RefSeq and is a predicted model, not a curated record. The transcript has 3 exons.
UUUUUUAAUUCUAUAAAAUAAAGAUUAUUAUUAUUAAAUUAUUUUGGACCAAUUUUUGAUUUUAUUGGAAAACUAAAGAGUGACCACUGGUAGCAACCUAAAUAGUAGAGAUUAAUGAAACUCUUAAAUCUGUGCAGAUGCCUACACAAUUGUACAUAGAAAAUAAACUCCAUAUAAUUUACCAUUAAAUCAACAUAUAAAAUAGUACAAACAAACGAACGGAACAGAAUUUUAAGAUAUGUCAAGAAUGUGUCUGUGCGUAUGUAUCUGCACAUACCGCUGGUGUUGCGCCGUAUUAUGCGGUUCGAAUAGAAGCAGUGCCCCCGCCAUGCGGGGUUCCCACUCUUCUGACCUUACUAAUUCUACUAAUAUUCGGCCCCCGCAAGUGCAAGACGCGAGCAACGAAGUUAAUAAUAAAAAGGAAUCUACACGGGAUCUUGCUCUUGGAGUCACAAAGGAAGUUUUAGAGUUAUGGAAAAAUAAAAAGACGAAAAGUAAAGAAACCAAAGAUGUGGAAGAAACUAGUUCAAAAAAGAAAGUAAACAAGUAAAGUUUAACAACUUAAA